AACUCCCAGCACACCCCCGGAGUACGGCGGGUGGGAAGGGUCACACCGCUCGCUGUCCCCGCAGUCAUGGCGGCCGGGCCUCCCCCGCCCUUGGAGCCCGUCCCGGUGCCGGUGUAUCGCGAUGAGGGCUUCAAGGAGAAGUUCCUGCGCAAGACACGCGAGAACCCGCUGGUGCCGCUCGGCUGCCUGUGCACCCUGGGCGUGCUGACAUACGGGCUCAUCAGCUUCAAGAGGGGCAACACGCGGCACUCGCAGCUCAUGAUGCGGGCUCGGGUGGCGGCUCAAGGCUUCACCCUGGCGGCGCUGCUGGGGGGAAUGGUGCUCACCGCAAUGAAGGCACGGAGCUGAGCGGGAGGAUGGAUGGAUGGAGGAUGAGACGGCUGCGGGGUUUGGAACCGGGGUCGGGGAUGCUGCACUUUGAAACGAGGCUAAUAGAGCUCUGUUUGACCUCA
This is a messenger RNA of Coturnix japonica (Japanese quail), 452 nucleotides long. RefSeq names its product HIG1 hypoxia inducible domain family member 2A (gene HIGD2A). The record is from RefSeq and is a predicted model, not a curated record. Gene Ontology annotation, biological process: mitochondrial respirasome assembly. NCBI's taxonomy places the organism in Eukaryota, Metazoa, Chordata, Aves, Galliformes, Phasianidae. Gene Ontology annotation, cellular component: mitochondrion.